AUGAAAAAGAGCAAUCUCUCAUCUAUCUUUUCUUGGCCUUUUUGUCGCCUUGAACUCAUUUCUACACUAAUUGAAAAUCGGAAUCAACAAGCUGAGAGACCAAAGCAAGCAAUUCGAUCCGGAAGAUGGAAAGCGUUGUGUGGUGCGGGAAUACAUAUACUACCUAUCAUAUUCACCAUAGUUUUAUUGUUCUUGAAUGCUUCUACUGUCUAUGCGACUUCGAUAGGCGUGGGCACUGCAAAUGUAAACGCUGGACUCAAUGGGCUACAAUUCGCGGCCAAAAUACAUGAGAUACUCAUCGGAGCUUCCUUAUCAUCUAUGGUUCUAUCUCUUGUUCAAUACAUAAUCUUUCAGGCUGGAGUACCAAUUGGCAGUCUCUUCAUUGCUUUCAGAAUCACCGACCUUACAUCACUCUCAAGUCCCGAGUUCUGGGCUUCUUUGACUGCUGAUAGAAGCCUCGACGGACGUACGUCUCUUGGUUUUCUAUGUCUUUUGACAGUAUUUUCAACCAUACUGGCCGCUGUUAGCGGUCCUGCAUCUGCAAUCUUGAUGCUACCCUCUCUUGAUUGGUGGAACUUCCCCUUUUCGGAAGAUUCCUUUCUGCUAGAUGCGGACUUCAGACUGUGGUUUCCGAAUGAAUCAAGUUAUCCAACAGGUACAUUCCGAGCAGAAACUAACAUCAUCGAACUAUGGCCAAAUCACAUCGAUGGCUCAUAUUCCCAUUCCUCGGUUUGUGGUUUUAGCAAUAUGUUAUUUACCGAUAAAUGUCCAGCUGGUGGCCAUCCCGUCAUUCAAACGUGGGCUCGCACACAGAGACCUUCUCUCGUCGGUGAUUCAUGGAACAUUACAAUGCCGAUAACACUACCGUAUAGCAUCUAUGAUCCCAUGGGAGCCUCCUUGACUAAAACAUACAGUAGUCGUUUUAUUGAAGGCACAGGGCGCCAUUAUAAUGCCAGCGAUCAUUCUGGUUCUGGAUACAGUGAGUACAUGCCAGAUUCGAACCAGUCGAGUCUUAUUGAUACAUGGCACGAGAGAACGUGGUACAUGGGCCAGACGAGUUCUGUACUCGCUACUGAUGCUCUUUUAACUAUUGCUGGGAUACACACUACUUCUGAAAAUGAAACAACCAGAUUGCAAGCAUUGGUCAAUAAUAGGAGUCCCCCAGCCCCUCAAGCAUUUGCUGCUUGUUCAGGUUUUUACUACAAUGUAUCAAAUGAGAAGGGGGGUGAAUAUGAUUCUCUUGCAAGUUUUCAAUUGCCAUUCCUUGAAAAAGACACAAGCAAUGGUCAAUACUGGUAUGCAGAACAUAAGCAGGCUUUUGAAUCAUGGAAAUCUUCUGGUGGCUGGCCACUGGCACUAUGGAUAGCACCACCAAAUCGAAGCGCAAAUUCUCCCUCAAUAGGGGUGGUGACACUACAGAAUUUUUCAAACAACUUAUUGGAAAUCGAAACGUGCUCUAUCUAUGCUGGCUGGCGGUCUUCUGAGCUUUUUAUCGAUCCCAAAACAGACCAAUACAUCCAUUCUCCAGACCUUACGAAUCCUACCAAAGACAUGGACAAUUGGACUAGCGCAAUCAACGAAUCGAGAGAUUACCCUAUGCGAAAUGUCCAGAUAGACAUUGAUUGGGCAAAUUUUGCUUUACCUCCAAACUACACAAUACUAUCUAUUGCGCUAUCAUCUACCGGAUCUCAAGCAAUAUCAUUGGGUUUAACAGUCAGCAGCCUCAUACCGGACGCGAUGUCAAGAAUCCGUCGGUCCGGCGAGAUUUCGAUACCGUUAAUCGCAGCUGAGGCAUCGGGGCAAAAACUUGAUUAUGAGAAAUAUACAUACAUCACCGUCAAUCGGUUUCGAUAUGGCUAUAGCUAUUCUCUUCAAGGAAUCACUAGAUGGCUUGCUUUAUCCAUUCUCCUCUUACAUAUCUUUCUCGCAUUGGUGCACACGGUGAUGAUCACAUGCAUGGGAUGGACUAGUAAAAUACUGAAAUCUCUGUGCGAGAUUCUUGUUCUUGCCAUCAACUCGUCGCCGUCUGCGGUACUGGACAAUACAUGUGCAGGUAUCGAGCGGCUAGAUACAUACAAGCAGAUAGUAAAAGUUAGGGAAACAUCGUUCGAGCACUUAGGCUUGGUGAUGAAUGGAGAUGAGGAUAAGCAUACCAAGAAGGUGAUGAUAGACAAGGAGUAUGGAAGUCUCGGCAAGAAGGAAACUUUUCAUUGUAAAGAAGAUUGA
This is a messenger RNA of Botrytis fragariae, 2226 nucleotides long. RefSeq lists its product as uncharacterized. The record is from RefSeq and is a predicted model, not a curated record. Bases 1 to 2226 code for a protein of 741 amino acids. NCBI's taxonomy places the organism in Eukaryota, Fungi, Ascomycota, Leotiomycetes, Helotiales, Sclerotiniaceae. The transcript has a single exon.